This is a messenger RNA of Suillus fuscotomentosus, 558 nucleotides long. RefSeq lists its product as uncharacterized. The coding region runs from base 1 to 558 and encodes 185 amino acids. The transcript is spliced from 4 exons. NCBI's taxonomy places the organism in Eukaryota, Fungi, Basidiomycota, Agaricomycetes, Boletales, Suillaceae. The record is from RefSeq and is a predicted model, not a curated record.
AUGUUGACCGUGCGUGCUUGCUUCAAUUCUCUCUCGUCUUCAUUGACACCUGCGUGUUUGAUGCCAAAUCAGAAUAAGCCAUCCCCACCUCUCGAGGUCAUUUCUCUGCAUAUCUUUCGAUUGUGGAAGACCCGACAAACCAACAAGCAAAUUGUUCAGAACCUAUGGAAUCAUUAUGAUACCUCACGCUAUGGACUUGGACUCAUGAAAUUUGUACAGAUACGAGUUGGAAUGGGCCUUCUGCGCACACAGCAACAGUCUCAUACCAUCGAAAGUAUUCGCGACGCUAUGAUAGAUCUUCAAGAGAUUUAUCCCAAUGCAGGGGCCCGGGAGAUGGUCAGUUUUCUCUUUCACGAAAAUGUAGUAAUGGCAUACUUCGCUAAAUAUGAGGUCGACCUUGUUCGCCAACGCAAGGCUUGUAGGCUCCGGAGAAAACGGUUCUGGGCAGCAGGUGUUAACGACUUGUUUGCCGUCGAUCAGCACGACAAGUGGCUUAGGUUUGGGCUUGCAUUACACACUGGCAUUGAGCCGUUCUCUGGGCACAUCAUGUGGAUGUGA